CGAAGUUCAAACUCUUGUCGUUGGUCCAGGUUUGCUGUGCAACCAGCACAACACUACAUUUUGCAACAGUUGGGACGAAAAUAAAAGCAGAAAGUUUUAGUUAUCAAAAUGCCACCUAAAAUUAAAAAAGUGUCCGACCCAAAGAGUUAUGCAUGGACACGAAAUCAUCGGUUAAAGGAUGAUGAAUUUGAACUAAGGUGGGCCCAGUUUUGUAGCUCCUCUGAGCAUUCAGUAGCCCAAACUCAAUUUAGGAACAACAAGAAUAAUGUUCAGUUUCAAAGACGUUGGGAGCAUUGGUUGGAGAACAAACUUGCGAGUAUUGAAAGUGAAGCAAAACGUGCGCGUAAAGCUAUGUUGUCUUCCACACCCAGUAAGCCUCCUGAUGUGAUAAGUCCAUGGGGACAUACUGGUAAUUCUUCAGUUCAACAGCACCAACAGACGCCUCAAGUCCAAAAGCAAUGGGGUGCCGCUCAGCCAACCCAGACCCCGUGGGAGUAUAGGGAACAAAUGGCGAAAUUGCAAGAAUUACGUCGUCGAAAAGAGGAGGACGAAACGGAGCGCAAAAGACUCGAGGAGGAAGAGCGUAAACAGUUAGAAGAUAAACAGAGGAUCGAGCAUGAACGUAAACGCCUUGAAAACCAGCAACGAAUGGAGGAAGAGAAACAACGGAAAAUUCGCGAGGAACAGUAUUUACUCCAGAAGCAGCAACAAGAAAUAAUGCGGAACCAACAAGAGGAAGCAGAAUUUCAACAAAAAGAAUUACCUCCUCUUGCUGGUACUGGGGGUAGUAGCAGCAGUGGGGGUGGUGCCAAGAAAGUGAAUGGUGGAGUAUGGGAUGACUAUGGCCUCGAUGGCGUCGAAACUGAAAGGAAGCAAUAAUCCUCUCCCCUCUUCUGCCCGUUCCUCUUCUUCUUCAAGCAAUAACAACAAUCGUGGACCAGCCGUCGGAAAAAGACCAAAGAAAUUUCGGAUGACUCAUUUAUGAAGCUAUUUCCUGUUCAACAAGACGGCACCGCUACGAAUCAGAAAGGUGGAGGCAACAGACCAAAGAUGACACAGCAGGCCGCUGAUGAGUUUACUCGCUGGUGCUCGGAUAGAAUUCAGGCCAUUUCUUUCGGUUCCGUGGACAUCCCCACAUUCGUGUCCUUCCUCAAAGAGGUUGAAUCUCCCUACGAGGUGGGAGACUAUGUUCGCUCGUAUCUUGGCGAUGGGAAGGAAGCAAAGGAGUUUUCGAGAGAGUUCUUAGAACGGAGAUCCCGUUGGAUGAAUGCACGCAAGGGGGACGGAUCAACUUCCUCCAUGGAGGAUAAUUUGUGCCGACCUGCAUCUGGUAACACAACCGCUCCAGAUCGUUUAGCCUUGAAAACGGUACCCAACAACCACCCCAUCACCCCGUUGUCAAGUACACAAACUGCAGCUUGCGAAGACGAUACAAAAGUUCGUGGACGACAAGAGUUUAUGAAUUGGUUGGGUCUAAAUGUGCAAGACUACCCUACUCUUCAAAACUACAUGCGACAACACUCUCCGGGUUUUAAGACUGAAAUAUUCUUCGCCCUAGACUUAGGGUACCACAUCCUGGAUGCACAAGGAAGAACACGUCUAUCAGUCCGGCUAAGAAGUAUGCGCAAGUAUAAUGAGUCUGACAAGAAGAAGGCUGCAGAUCGUGUCAAUGAGUCUAAACCGGAAAGAAAGUUACGAAUGUCAAUUAACCAUCGUUCAUUUUAUGAAACUGCACGUGCUAAAGGAGGAAUUCCCAUUCUCUAUUAAGCAGGCGUUUUCCAGACUACGGCUGACAUUUCGUCGUAUCAAAAAGGACUUUUGCCGUGGUCAGACCUAUUAAGGACAAUAAAAACACUCCGACUUUAUCCAGGGAAGUGGCUCUCGUUCUCUGAAUUCUCCAUGCGAUGCUCCCACUUCUCGAAAGAUAGCCAAAUUUUUUGGUACCUUCAUCAAUCAUUAAGUUACUGUCUCGAAAUGUUGCCGAUACUUUGCGACGAUAUGAGUACUGCGGAAACGGGAGAGGGAUUCAUUAUGCAUUACUGCACGUUCAGCAACACCAAGAAAGGCACUCAGCACCUAGUCGGACCGUGUACAACUCCUCCCCCACACCUACGACGAAAAGCCGAACAGUAUGUUAGGGACAAAAUCCCUCUGUUCGUGUUGGUGCCAGAUAGCGUGGAUCAAUUUCCUCCACAUCGUGCCACACUAGAAGAAGUGACCACACUCCCCUAUAAGAUCCCAGAGUCCGCCCUAAAAGAACGCUGGCUGCCCAACAGAGGGAGACCCCACAAUAAAUGGCGAACCAUUAAGAAUGUUGAAAUUGAACUACCACGGAAGGAACCAGAAACCACUUAUUAAUCGACGACUAAUUAGCACACGUCCUAAAAAUAUGUGAAUCGUUAUGUUAUGAAUUUUAAAAAAAAAACGGAAAACUGUGACAAUUACUUAUGUUGCUUACAAUAAUAAAUUCGUUUGUUUCAACUCCAUGA
Folsomia candida is the source of this 2489-nucleotide messenger RNA. Its product is annotated as vicilin-like seed storage protein At2g18540. NCBI's taxonomy places the organism in Eukaryota, Metazoa, Arthropoda, Collembola, Entomobryomorpha, Isotomidae. The record is from RefSeq and is a predicted model, not a curated record. The coding region runs from base 109 to 879 and encodes 256 amino acids. The transcript is spliced from 6 exons.